UCCCGCGGACUUCGCCGGCCGCCGUAGCCGGAACUGCUCCUGUGUGCCGCGGGCCGGGCCUCUGGGAGGCUGAGCGGCCGCAGCACCGGCGUUCGCAACCCCGUCAGCCACACGCCGGCAGCGGAGGGGACGUGCCGGGGCGAGGGCCGCUCGGCGACUUCUUCCAAGGCGGGAGGACCACACCGGCGUUGCGGCCUCUCAGCAACCGGCGCUCGGGAGCCAGGGCUGCCCGACAGGACCCCGGGGGACCCGGGAAGCCUGGCUGCUGCGAGGCUUUGAUGAAAAAGGAUGACAGUGAAGUUGGGAGACGGCGGCGGCGGGGAGGAAGGGCUCAAGAGGCUGGGCAAGAGGUCGGCCGAUGAGGACUCGCUGGAAGGAGAGGGGCCCGGCAGCGGGGACGCGGCCGAGGAGAGCGGUGGCACAAAGAGGGACGGCAAGACCCCCCGGGACGGCGGCGACGGACCCCAGGCCCCCUCGGGCGGCCCGCAGGCCCCGUCCCCGCCGCCCGCCUGCCCCCAGGACCAGCACCACUUCCUCAGGUCCAGCGUGAGGCCGCAGAGCAAGAGGCUCAGGAAGGACUCGUCCUGCGCCGGGGGGAGCAGCAGCGCGGGCAGCUCAGGGCCCCGCGGAAAAGGAGCUGACGGUGGCGGAUCAUCAGCUGGAAAUGGGUCCGGGGUUGCCCCCGCUGCCCCUGCAGGGGGCUCUCGCUCCUCUUCCCGGAACUUAGGGUCUUCAGGCGGUGAGAAGGAAGAAGGCAAGAAGGUGCGGCGUCAGUGGGAGUCGUGGAGCACGGAGGACAAGAACACCUUCUUCGAGGGGCUGUACGAGCAUGGGAAAGACUUUGAAGCGAUUCAGAACAACAUUGCUCUGAAAUACAAGAAGAAAGGCAAGCCUGCCAGCAUGGUGAAGAACAAGGAGCAGGUCCGGCACUUCUACUACCGCACGUGGCACAAGAUCACCAAGUACAUUGACUUCGACAACGUGUUCUCUCGCGGGCUGAAGAAGUCGUCCCAGGAGCUGUAUGGCCUGAUCUGCUAUGGGGAGCUGCGCAAGAAGAUCGGGGGCUGCAUGGACGACAAGAACGCCACAAAGCUGAAUGAGCUCAUUCAGGCUGGGGCCACCACAGUCCGGUACAAAGGGAGGAACCUGCGGAUCAAAGCACCCAUGUGCCGUGCCCUGAAGAAGCUCUGUGACCCGGACGGCUUGAGUGACGAAGAGGACCAGAAGCCAGUGCGCCUGCCCCUGAAAGUCCCCGUAGAGCUGCAGCCACGGAACAACCAUGCCUGGGCCCGCGUGCAGAGCCUCGCACAGAACCCGCGGCUCAGGAUGAUCGUGGAGCUCCAUCGAAAGGUCUCCAGCCUCAUCGAGUUCCUGAAGCAGAAGUGGGCACUUCAUGAAGUGCGAGUUCGGAAGACAUUUGAGGAGCAGCAGCUGCAGGACUCGUUCAUGGAGCCAUCGCAGGAGAAGGUGGCACUUCACCUGUUCCCGGGGGAGAACUGCACCCUGACCCCGCUGCCGGGCGUGGCCCGAGUGGUACACUCAAAGGCCUUCUGCACGGUGCACUGGCAGGAGGGUGGCCGGUGCAAGCAGAGCACUAAGGACACCCACUCGCUGCCCCCAGCCCAGAUCCUGGGCAUCCAGAGCGGGCAGGGCACAGCCAGGGGCCAGCUGAAGUGCCCACGGGGUGGCGCCGAGGCCAAGGGCGGGGGGCGGCCCCCUCCCUCCACCGACGCUUUGCAGAGCUCUGGGGAGAGUUCCCCUGAAAGUGCACCUGGGGAGGGGGCCGCUGCAAGUUUCAGCAGCCCGGAUGCCUCUGACAGGCUUCCCCCUGGGCUCCAGGAUGCUGGUGGACAGCUUGAGAAGACCCCUGUGGCCGCUGCUGCAGAGGGUGGGGACGGCCCUGCCCGAGAGCCCGGGCCCCUGGCGUGUGCCUGUGGCCAGCUCCCAGACCUGGAAGAUGAGCUCUCCCUCCUCGACCCCUUCCCCCGCUACAUGAAGUCCUGUCAGGACCUCAUCAUCCCUGAGCAGUGCCACUGUGCAGACUCACGGCCUUCAGGGUGCCCCUCCCCAGAGACCCUCGUCCCCAGCAGCACAGAGGUGGCCGACCUCGCCCGGGCCAGGGCACCAUCCCCUGCCCGCGUCCCUCCCGGCCCAGAGCCUCAGUCCAGCCCCGGGCUCCAGCCGGACGUUUGCACUAAAGACUUGGCGGACGCGUCUGCGGAGGAACCCCAGGAGAAGGCGAGCCCCUUGGACCCCCUGCCACCUCAGGGUCAGCCUGCCGUCAAGCCUCCGAAGGACGUCCCUGCCAGCCGGUUCGCCCAGCAGCUCCGCGAGGAGGGCUGGAACCUGCAGACCUCUGAAAGCCUCACGCUGGCUGAAGUCUACCUCAUGAUGGGCAAGCCCAACAAGCUGCAGCUAGAGUACGACUGGCUGGCAGUGCUGGGCCCUGAGGGCCAGGCCCUGGGAGGGCAGGCCCAGGGCUCCCGGGCCGGCUCCCCGCCUACCACCUUCCACAAGCAGCGCCUCCUCAGCUGCCUCCUGAAGCUCAUCUCCACCGAGGUCAACCCCAGGCUGGCUCCAGAAGCGAACACUGGCUCCACGGCCUCAGUGAGGCCCGCCCAGGAGGAGCAGUCGACGACGCCCCCGGGGAAGGUGGUGACUGUCAGCACCCGCAGCCCACGCUGCCCUCGAAACCAGGCUGCCCUCCGUCACGGCAAGACCUUCUCCCCCAGCUCCACACCUUGCUCCUCAGGUUUGAGAAACCCCCCGAGGCCCCUCUUGGUGGCCGGUCCCUCCAGUGCCGGAAGUGGUGACUCAGAUGGUGGCCUUUUUGCUGUCCCGACAACUUUGCCACCCAACAGCCGACACGGGAAGCUCUUCUCUCCCAACAAGGAAACAGAAUUGACGUUCCGUCAGCAUCUGAACUCCAUCAGCAUGCAGUCGGAUUUCUUCCUGCCAAAGCCCAGGAAGCUGCGGAACCGGCACCUGCGGAAGCCGUUGGUGGUCCAGAGAACACUGCUUCCUAGACCGUCUGAAAACCAGUCCCACAAUGUCUGUUCCUUCUCCAUCCUGUCGAAUUCUUCCAUAACUGGGAGAGGCUCCUUCCGGCCCAUUCAGUCCUCCCUGACCAAAGCGGCUCUGUCCCGGCCGAUUGUGCCCAAGGUCCUGCCACCCCAGGCCCCAGGCCACCUGGCCAGUAAGUCUCUGCGACUCUGCCCUGGCAUAAAAAUGAGGCCUGCACAUGGGCUGUCCCCUCUGGGGCGCGUUUCAGGACGUCAGGAGACAAAGACUUGCACGUUGCUUCUGUUGCCAGGCGCUAUCGACUUAGCAGCUAAAAGCGCCGGCAUCAUCCCUGGGAGCCCCCUCCCCGUCCUGGAUGCCGAUGGCUUGUCUGGCAUCUCCCCGCUGUCUUCAGAUGAGGUGACGGUGACUGUCUCGGGGCAGGACUCCACCGGCACCCACCAGAAUGGAGACCCCAUCCCCGCUGUAGGGGGCACGAGCGACCCGUUCAUCAGUGUCCCCUCGAGGCAGGAGACGGUGGCAGACGGUUUCCAGUAUCUGUCUCCGCAGAACUCGCCCGUUCUCUCCUUAUCCGAGCUGUCCAAGGCUCCUCUCCACAAUGGGCUCUCCACACCGUUGGCCUCGUCGGAGGCCUCCAGCACCCGGCUCUCUCCGCCCAACGUCUCUGCUCUGCUGGACAUCUCCCUGCCCGGCCCGCCUGAGGACGUGCUCUCGCAGGGAGAGCCCGCCACGCAGAUCAGCGACUCCAUCAUCGAGAUCGCAAUCAGCUCCGGCCAGUACAGUGAAGGAGUCCCUCUUUCUCCAGCAAAACUGAACGGCAGUGACAGUUCCAAGAGUCUCCCCUCCCCGUCCAGCAGCCCCCAGCCAGACUGGAUCGCCUCCCCGACCCACGACCCCCAGUGGUGCCCCAGCGACCCCACGGACUCCUCACUCAGCAGCUUGUUUGCGAGCUUCAUCUCCCCAGAGAAGAGCCGGAAGAUGCUGCCAACCCCCGUCGGAACCAACAGUGGCACCUCCCUUCUGGGCCCCAGCCUGCUGGAUGGCAACUCUCGCGACUCGUUUGUGUCCCGGUCCCUGGCUGAUGUCGCCGAGGUAAGCGCACGAGCUUUCCCCCAAGCCUGGGUGCCAGCCUCCAUCCCAGAGCUGCCAGACCCUCCGGCAGACCCGUGUGGUUACUCAGAACUGCUCACCAAGAUUUACAUGUCAGGAGCCGUCAUGGACAGAGCCCAGCCUCUGACUGCUCCUGAGAGGGAACCUCUGCCAGUACUGGCCCGGCAUUUGUCCCGCUGGCAGCAGGUGACAGACCCUGAGUCACGGCUGAGCCCGGGGCUCUGAAGGCAACUCUGGGUCUUGUGUAUCCUCCACCAGCUGUGUGACCUCGGGCAGGGACUCUGUGUCCCCCUGCUCAGUCUCCUGAUCUGCAGAGGAGAAGAGGCAGUAGUGGCGGUGCCAUCGUUGCUGCCACCUGACAGAGGGGACCCUUGAGCAGCACCUUGGUGUCGUUGCUCGUGGCUGACCUGCCGAAUGGAGGGAGGGCUGCUGCAGAGGCUCCUCUGCGAUCACGUGAUGACCCGGGAGUCAUGCUGUGGCAGUGUGUCACCCCCAUGUUCUGCCUAGAAUGCAGCAUCCCUCUUUUCUUUGUCCAGGCCGCUGCCUCACACAACCACCCAGGCCUCCAUCCCACUAGGUUUGAGUGGUAUCUGUGGGCAAGUAGGGCUGAGGGAGUGAAGACGGGUACAUUUAACUAAGACUCCAGGCGUGAAGUAACAGGUACUGUAGGAGUUUAGACAGAGGCUGUGCUGAGGGGAGAACCUAAGUCUAGAAUGCCCCUGGCCCAACCCCCAGCUCAUUGCUGAAGUCCUAGAGCAGCAUCUCCCCAACACCGGCUCCCUAGGCUGUCGAGGCACUUGUGGGGGGCCCUCGAGCAUUUCAUAGUCGAUACUCGGGGGGAACCUGGAUCAAACAAAGCUCACACAGCUGCUUCCCAGGAUGCCUCAGCUUCUCGGUGUCCGGACGUAAAUCUCGAGAUCCGAGGGGAUUUUGAAAACAAAUUUCAGUUUUUUUGAAAUUUCUUGUAGUUAAAAAGUUUAAAGUUCAGUUCAUCCUGUGCUCUACUCAGAAUUUUCCGAAGACUUCUCAUUUGUAUUUGUUCAUUACAUCAAGCAGUUUGUUAAUAUUAAUUGAGGGCCUACUAGAUGCCGGGCACUGCUACAGGCCCAGAAUGGACAAAUUAAAGGCCCCAUCCCCAUGAGGCCGACAGUCCGGUGCUGGAGGUGCGGGAGGAGGCAGUAAACUCCCUGGCUCUGCCCACAGGACAGUCCUGAUGCGUGAGGCCCCACUGUGCACACUCUGGUCUCCUCUACUCUCUGCCUUACUCACUGUCACAUCCACCAUCUUUCUUGUUUCUUGAACAGCCGGCUGUUCCCACCUUAGGGGCUUUGCACCUGCUGUUUCUUCUCACGGGAAUGUGCUUCCCUCGUGGCUUUACAUGACUUGCUCCCACACUUCUGCUCACACCCCGCCUCAGAAAACCCUCCUCUGACACGCAAGCCCGUGGCAAACUCCCUCCUCCACUUCUGUCUCCUUCAGGCCACCCCACAGUCCCUAGUUCUGCUGCCUUCCCUCUGCCUCUCUGUCCACUGACCGUCCUCCCCGGGGACCCACCACUCUGACCCGACAGCUGGGCGGCCGGGCUCACAGUACAUACUUGUCCACAGAGCGAGUGUUCGCAGUGACGGAGGUGAUUCUGAGGUUGUCCCUGGAGUGCGGGGGCCGCUGUUACGUGGCCGCCAGAGGGACUCUCACCCUCAUUGUAGAGGGAGUUGUGCUUAAGUCCGGCCGUGGUGGCCGGCUGCCUGCUCACUCGUCUCCCC
Molecule: messenger RNA, 5894 nt
Organism: Delphinapterus leucas (beluga whale)
Lineage: Eukaryota; Metazoa; Chordata; Mammalia; Artiodactyla; Monodontidae
Source: RefSeq, a predicted model, not a curated record